Molecule: messenger RNA, 1458 nt
Organism: Lethenteron reissneri (Far Eastern brook lamprey)
Lineage: Eukaryota; Metazoa; Chordata; Hyperoartia; Petromyzontiformes; Petromyzontidae
Product: carbohydrate sulfotransferase 8-like
Biological process (GO): proteoglycan biosynthetic process; carbohydrate biosynthetic process
Cellular component (GO): membrane
Molecular function (GO): sulfotransferase activity
Source: RefSeq, a predicted model, not a curated record
GAUCCGUGAGCACUGCCCCGGGGAUGAUGAGAGCACUCGACUUUUACCAGUGGCUCCUGGCAGUUGGAGCUGGGAUCUUAAUAUAUUCAUUCUUGCUCAGCAUCCAGGUGCUUCCUAAUAGUCCAUUGACCCCAAGCCAUCUUAAAAGUGUGGAUUCACAGAGCAGUGAGAAGGCCGGCACAGCUCUCCCAGCGACAAACAGCUCCGCACAGCUCCAGGGUCAAACCUCAGGAGAUUGUUCGCGUGGGGGCACCGGCUGUCCUUCUCCUCGUACAGGGCAGGACGCUGACCGACACUCCAAAGUGGCUUCCUCUCCCAGUCCAGACAGCUGGGGAAACCUGCUCAUGGGUAAAUUGCUGGAAGAGAAUCAGGAAGAGCGGCUCUCGACUCUCACCACAGAGUGCAAGCAGCUCAGGGAGAGGGGCAUCUUGCCGCAGUCGCCAUCGCCACGCGUCCAGGAGUGGCUCGCAUCCCGCAUCUAUGUGGCCGACCGCUAUGCAUUUAUGUACUGUGAGGUGCCCAAGACCGGCUGCACCAACUGGAAGAGGACCUUCCUGGCGCUGAUGGGGAACAUCAAGUCGUCCAAGGUGAUGACGCAGAAUCAAGUGCACAACUUCAACUAUACAAAGCUGAGCUCGUUUGACACCUCUGGUCAGCGCUCGCGGCUAGAUAACUACACGAUGGUGAUGUUUGUGAGGGAGCCCAUGGAGCGCCUCGUGUCCGCCUACCGAGACAAGUUUCUGCACUCCAAGCACUACAAGAAAGUGUAUGGACGAGCUAUCAUUUCGCACUACAGGAAGAACCCCAGUCGCAUGUCCCUGACAGGCGGUCACGACGUAACUUUCCCCGAGAUGGUGCGCUUCAUCCUCGACCCCGAGCGCCCUCUGGGGCAGGACGUGCACUGGCUACCAGCUCACCACCUGUGCCAGCCCUGUCUGCUGCGCUACGACUACCUCGGCAAAGUGGAGACUUUGGGGCGCGACGCGGCCGAAUUGCUGGCGCGCGUGAGGGCACCGGAAUCGGUGUUUUACUCGAGCCCAAAAGACAAACGCUCUUCUGCGUCACUCACCGGAUACUACCUGGCACAGCUGAGCUCGAAAGUGAGACAGCAGCUUUACACAUUCUAUUAUGGAGACUACAAGCUCUUCGGAUAUCCACUGCCAUCUGACAUGAACAUUUGAAGGCACCAUAACUCAGUUAUCUUCGAACUGAACACCACAUUUAAUAUAAACUAGAUAUUUUGCUUAAUUGGUAAUGUUUAACCAAGUAUCUGCAUUUUAAGGUUCCUGCAUGAAGAUAAUUUCCACCAAACCACACAGAGCUGACCAACAUAGACAAACGUGGUCUCACAUAGCCCCAUGAUCUAUAUGGCAUGCGGGGUUUCUUAUAACAUUGGGAAGAUUGUAGAAACGCAAUCAUUACUUUCAUCGAAAAGUUAAACCUAGCUUUUGCUCAGAU